This is a messenger RNA of Prinia subflava (tawny-flanked prinia), 2253 nucleotides long. It is a transcript of the gene PP2D1, whose product is annotated as protein phosphatase 2C like domain containing 1. Lineage: Eukaryota; Metazoa; Chordata; Aves; Passeriformes; Cisticolidae. The record is from RefSeq and is a predicted model, not a curated record.
AUGUUCCUGCCCCAGAGAGCGCGCUCCGUGCACAGCAGCAAGUGCACCGGCUGUGAGGCGGCUCUGCCCCGUUGCACGUAUGUAAAACCGUGGCUGAGCCGUGAGAAACCACAAAUGGCAAUUCCGUGCUACGGCACCACGCUUAAAGGGUUGCGAUUGAGGCUGGGCAGGUAUUUUAAUCGACAGGGUGCUGACGGGGGUGGGGGUCAGACUUGCUCCCCGACCCCGCCGCGGGCUGGCCGGAGCCGGGGUACCCCGGGGAGUCGGGAGGCCGCGGCUGGCUCCGGGCUUCGCAGCGCCUGUGACAGCGACCUUUUCUGUCCUUUGGGGCAUGUCAGUGGCUUUGCACAAGUUGAGCUGACUCUGAAACCCGAGUUGAGGAAGCACAGGCAGGAGCAGAUGAUCCUGCCUGUGCUGCUCAGCUCACAAGCUCAGAGUCAGGUACUUGCAGUGCCUAAAUUCUACACUGCUAAAUUCUCUGAGACACACAGGCAGAAGAUUCAUUAUUCACUUGAAUUGCUUGUGGAUAAUCCCACUCCCACACCAUAUUGCGAUCUUGCCAAUAUCAACAACCUUGGUACUUCUAAGAAAGUAAAUAAUUCUUUAAUAAAAGCAUUACUGAUUUGCUAAGAUAAAAAUUCUACAUGGCAGAGAGACAUGGAAGGCAGGUUUGCUGUGAUGGACAACCAUGAAAGUAGGUCAGAUACAUGCUUUCUGUAGAGUCUUGACGGUUGUCACAAUGUGACAGAUACAGAAACAAUUGUAGCAAAGCUUCCACUUUUAUUUCUUGAACAGCUUUCUCACAUAGAUUCCUCCCACAAAAUUAAAAACAACAAAGAGCAAACUCUAGUUUUGUUGUUUUUUUUUUUUGCCCCAGUAAUCAAGGCAGAUUACAGGGAAAAAGAGAAGCCAGGCAAUGAGGAGACCAACAAGACCAGUAUUAUGAAAGUGUGUGCUAAGUCCUUUUGGAGAAUCAGAUUUUUACAACUGGGAAGGACUGAGGUUUUCAAAGUUCACUGGACUGGCUGUUCAUGGCAGAAGAAAUCUGCCUUCACAGACUACGCUUACCUGUCUCCUACACUCAAUGAUGCCAAUACGGCCCAAGAACCACAACUACUGUGUGAGCAAUGCCUGCUCAUGCACCCCUUGUCAGAGGUGUGUCCAGUCCAGCCAGAUGAUAUUAAAAAAAAAAAUAUAAAUGAACAGACUGCAGCCAACUUCACAUCUAGAAAGCCACCACAUCUCAAGCAAGUUCCUUCUGCCUGGCAUCGCUUUCGCCCUUAUGCCAACAUUGGAGCAGACCGAACACCUCCUCUAACACAAGAAAUGGUCCCCCAGGGCAGCCACAGAGGAUCUCAAAUACAGCACUUGGGUUCAGAGCUCCUUCCUUUAUGCUCUGAGUUCAAAUCUGACAUAGCCAGCCCCCUGCAAUGCAGUCUUACACAGAAAUGGAGUCAUGUCUCUCAAGAGCACAGCACUUCUAGUGAGAGAAAACUUCAGAAUGGUAAAAACAUCAGCACUGAUAAAACAGUAGUUGAGGGAUACCUGAGAAUUACAAGGGCUCUUGGACAUCACAGAACUCCAGCAAAAAGAACACCUGUUACAUCUGUACCUCAUAUUGCAUCUGUCCCUAUCAGCGUUACUUGCCAUUUUCUUAUUUUGGCUUCUAAUGGGCUUUGAGGGGUUUUGGAUUCUGAAGAACUUGCAACAACUCUUAAUACUCUUUAUUUGAGAAUGCAUGAAUGCUGUUCAACAAAAAGGACUUUGUGUCAGUAUCCAGUAUCCCUCACUGGAGACAACUUAACUGACUCAAACAGUAUUAAUCAUCUGAAAGAUAGAAUACAAUGUUCUAGGAAGAAUUGUAGGCAAAGUAAAAAUGGAAUUCCUAAGAAGAAAACCAAUGACCACAAAAAUCAACCUAAUCCAGAACUGUCUCUUUUCAGCAACAAUGAAUUCCAAGUCACACCUGUAACAGCUGCAAGAGAAUGUGAUGUUGGUCAAGAACUGCUAAAGACUGUAACACCAUUGGGUUCUAAACCACCAGCAGAGUUUGAAAAAGAUACACAGGAUGUAGCCGAUAAUUGUAAAUCACAAGCUGCAGAAGAGACAGUCAGCUCAGAGACACUGCAGUGCAACAAGUCACCUUGUGAACAACUGGCAAAGACUGCAUUAGCUGCAGGUUCAAGAGACAACACUAUUUUGAUCGUACUUCUAAAUGGAUGUGAUAAGAUACCCAGUGACCUCAACAUAUAA